AUGAAGCUUCUCAUCACCACAUUGUCACUCGCCAUUCUCGCAACGGCUUCCUGCACUGGCCACUCAACCAAUCAGGCACUUUUCACGCCCUACGAACCGGUUCAUCCCCUCGACGAAGGAUACUUCCCUCGGCCAAAGUUCUUCGAGCGUGUAGAAACGGCCCUGCUGCAGGAACACCCCGUGGUCGUACGUUUUCCGGACACCCAUCCAAAGGUCACUCCAGUUCACCAGCACCAGGACGCGUUCCUGGCGGACCAACACUACCUGAGCUUCGUUGCACCCUCUUCAUCGCUUGUGGCGUACGUUCCAGUUCAGCGGGGCCAUCUUGGCCCUUGGGCCGUACCAAAUGUCUUCAUCAAGGGCCAAGGAUACAGCACCAACCAGUACGUCGCGCCAGCGCUGAUGCAAAAGCUUCUCGCACAGGAUCCUCGGUAACAUCCGCUGUCCUAGAACCUCCGUAAGCGUACGAGAGAGAAAGAAAGACA
Anopheles nili is the source of this 485-nucleotide messenger RNA. RefSeq lists its product as uncharacterized. The record is from RefSeq and is a predicted model, not a curated record. Bases 1 to 435 code for a protein of 144 amino acids. The transcript has 2 exons. Lineage: Eukaryota; Metazoa; Arthropoda; Insecta; Diptera; Culicidae.